This is a messenger RNA of Brassica rapa (field mustard), 2656 nucleotides long. RefSeq lists its product as uncharacterized. NCBI's taxonomy places the organism in Eukaryota, Viridiplantae, Streptophyta, Magnoliopsida, Brassicales, Brassicaceae. The record is from RefSeq and is a predicted model, not a curated record.
UAAAAAUCGAAUGUGGACCUACUUAUUUUUCAAUUGAAUGUAAUUGACUACCUAAUUGAGUGCCACCUAUGCAUUGGGGUCUCUUUUAAUUAAUACAAAAUUGAGGUUACAUCUUUUCAAAUGUUCCUCAAUUAAUAUAUAAGGGAUAACGGAAUAUCUUUCAGGGUACAAUAACUGCUAUUAUAAGAAAUUAAAGAUGUGUAGCUUAAAUGUUUCAUUGCUUAGUAUAUAUACAGAAAGUGCCUUAACUGCAAUUAAUGAGGGAAACCAAACAGUUAACUAUUAUGGAUUUGGAUUUUAGACAUUAGACUAUCUUGAAUGUGUAGAAUUCAAAAAUGACAACAAUGAUUUUGCAAGAAAUCUAGAACUUUUUAGCAAGAAAUCUAGAACUUUUUAGCAAAAAAAAAAAAAAAAAUCUAGAACUUUUCUUAUUUUGUUACUUGUCCUUGCUAAACUUUUAAAUAAAAUUUAAAACAAUUAGGAAUUUUUUGAACAGGUUUAUAUUUCAAUAAAUGAAAAAAAUAAACAAAGGAAAGAAUAAAUCUGUGUAUAGUACCAACGCUGUAAACUUGUUAUAAACCUGAAAUAACCCCACCAUGGUGCAUAUGUUAUUUUGAUGUUCCAACUCAGACGUUUUAUACGUGUUAGGAUGGCGAAAUAUUCUAAACUAACAAAUUUGGUCACCUCCAAGAUUAUCUGGCUUUUUAACCCUAGUCUCUAGCAAUAAUCAUAUUUAGAAUUUAAUAUUUCUAUUCAAAUUGUAUAACGUUACCAAACACUUAUAAAAUACUGUAUUUAAAAAAAAAAAAAUAUAAACUAAAAGCAGUGAUAGAAUAUAUAAUCAAUUAAAAGUCUCAAUGGGUAAAUGUCUUAUUUUCGACUAGUAUUUUACUAUUUUUACACUCUUUUGUUUUAUUUUAUUGUUUUCAUUAGUGAAAAGAAAGAAUGUUUAAAUUUUAAAUGAAAAGAAUAUUGAUUCGUUGAGAUAGUAGCAGACAAAGACCAAACAGUUGAAUAAAAGAAAAAACAGAGUAUCCGAAAAUGAUGUUGAGGCACUCUGCCCAAAGUUUCUUCUUCUUCCUCUUUACUCUGUUAUGUCUCUUUCUCGUGACCCCCCCAAAUGUAAAUUUCUCGCACGAAUUCUGUUACCAAAAAAAAGCUGCCGAAACUUCCAUCCGUUCAUAAAGACCCUUUUAAACCUUUACAAUCCAGAAAGUGGUUUAUUUUAAGUAAAAAUGAGACUGGAGAGUAGUUUCAAGGCGUUGAAUCAGUACCGGAAGAAGAUGUUCAGGAGAGUAAAGGAGGCGGUGAUGAAGACGAAGAAGAAGAAGAAACAGACUAUGUUUCAGUAUGAUCCAUCUAGUUACGCCUUGAACUUCGACGAUGGAGGAGAGGUUCCUCAAAGAUUCUCCGGCGACUUUAAACACUGCAAGAUCACUUUGAUUUACGUUGUCUCUGUCAAAUUUUGAGAAUUUUCUCUUUCUUUCUUUUCACAUUCGGUUACAGUUUUGAAGCAGUCCACACUUUUUUUUUUUUUUUUUGGUAAAAAAGCAGUCCACACUUGUUUCAGUGUCUCCCUCUCUCUCUCUGUCAUUUCUUGUUUUUUUUUUCAGUGUAAGACUAUUUUACUAAAAACUUGAAUCCUUUGUUUACAUGUUACUCUAGAAAUGAUUUAUUUAUGAAGCAUUUUUGUUACUAAUCCUUGCGCCAAUGCUAACGUAGACACCGUGAUUACUUGUUGAACACUUUGAAAAAGAACGAAAAAAAAUUGUUAUUCAAGAUCAUGAAACACUUUUUUUUGGUACUUAGCUACUCUGUAUUUCUUCCACCAUUUUGAUUUUUUUAUAAACAACUAAAUAUGGGGUGUAUAAAGACUAACUGUAAAAAUUAUGGGAAACAAUGAUUCUGAUAGGGUUAGACAAUGACUAAAUGCUACUACAAUUAGUUUAGCUCUUUGUGUUUAAAUCACCUGAAAUAUGGAUUUAUGUUUAUUGACUAAUCUGUUUGGAAUCCAUAAACCACAUACUAGUUGAAAGAGAAGCACAUUUGACUCUAUUCUAUAAUGAAUGUUAAAUUUUUGGGACAUUUUUUUGCAGCUACCUAUCUGGUUUUUUUUUUUUUUUUUUUUUUUUUGAAACACACAGCUACCUAUCUGGUUAGCUGAGAGAUAUACAAGCUAGACAGAGCUUGGGAAGUACAUUAAAGAAAAGUGAGAUAAGUAGACAAAGAAGCAACUUUUAUGGUUCGUUGGUCAAACACCCAACAAACUCGAAAAUCAAUUUUCAAUAGCCCCUUUCACAAGUAGCUUUCUAGGAACCGUACUCGUGUUGGAGAAUAAGAGCCAAACAAGUAACCAACAUUGAGAACACAACCCAUUUCUUGUUUACUGUUUACCAAGUGGUCCAAUAUUUUCAUCAGUACGCAAACCAGUGUAUCUUAAAUGCAAUGCCCCAAAAACUUCAUCUCAAUCGAUUUAUAGACAAUGAAUCAAUGGUUGAAAUAUCUACUGAAAUGGAGAAAGUUGAGGUUGCUUUUGUAUAACGAGUGAAGUUCACCAUUAUAUAAAAAACAGUGUGAUUGACAUGUAUAUCAAUCUCUAGUCUUAGUUGACACAAAUACAUUGUCUAUAGAUAAAAUAUUACUAUACACAACAUUA